Messenger RNA from Triticum dicoccoides, 969 nucleotides. RefSeq names its product UDP-glucosyltransferase UGT13248-like. NCBI's taxonomy places the organism in Eukaryota, Viridiplantae, Streptophyta, Magnoliopsida, Poales, Poaceae. The record is from RefSeq and is a predicted model, not a curated record. Gene Ontology annotation, biological process: detoxification. Gene Ontology annotation, molecular function: quercetin 3-O-glucosyltransferase activity; quercetin 7-O-glucosyltransferase activity. The transcript has 2 exons. The annotation marks the transcript as partial.
AUGGAGAGCACGCCGGCGGCCACCGCCAGCUCCAGCGUCGUCAGCCAUGGAGUUCGUAGGGAGGGCGGGAGCCUCCUCCUCCUGCCGUUCCCGGGGGCACAGGGCCACACGAACCCGAUGCUGGAGCUGGGCCGCCGCCUUGCGCGCCACGGCCUCCGCCCCACGCUCGUCACCACCCGCCACGUGCUCUCCGUCACCCCGCUCCCCGGCGCGCCCUUCCGCGUGGCUCCCAUCUCCGACGGCUUCGACGCCGGCGGCUUCGCCUCAUGCCUUGACACCGACGAGUACUUCUCCCGGCUGGAGGCCGCGGGGUCCGAGACGCUGAGGGAUCUCCUGCUUUCGGAGGAAACGACCGCGGUGCGCGUGCUAGUGUACGACUCGCACCUGCCGUGGGCAGGGCGGGUGGCGCGUGCGGCCGGCGUGCCUGCUGCGGCGUUCUUCUCGCAGCCGUGCGCUGUGAACGUCAUCUACGGUGAGCUGUGGGCGGGUCGGCUGGCGCCGCCGGUGACGGACGGGCGUGAGCUGCUGGCGCGCGGAGCGCUGGGCGUGGAGCUGGGGCCGGAGGACGUGCCGCCAUUCGCAGGGGCGCCCGAGUCGCAGCCAGGGUUUUUUAAGAUGUCGAUUGGGCAGUUCGACGGGCUGGUGGAGGCGGACGACGUGCUCGUCAACUCAUUCAGCGACAUCGAGCCAACGGAGGCAGAGUACAUGGAAUUAACGUGGGGAGCGAAGACCGUAGGCCCCACCUUGCCAUCGUUUUACCUCGAGGACGAUCGUCUGCCCUCCAACAAGUCUUAUGGUUUCAAUCUUUUCGGCGACGAUGCACCGUGUUUGGAUUGGCUAGAGGAACAUAGCAUCUCCUCUGUUGUGCUUGUAUCCUACGGGACUUUCUCGAACUAUGACACAACCCAGCUGGAGGAACUUGGCAAUGGAGUAUGCAGCUCAGGCAAACCUUUUCUAUGGGUUGUUAGG